AUGCAAUUCGAUUGGGAUAACUUAGAAAGAAAUACGAUGCGUCAACUUAAAGCUGAAGCUGAUGCUCUAUCUAUAUUCAUUCCUCAUAGAUCAACAAAAACGGAUAUUAUUAGAAUAUUAGAAAGUCAAAGAUCAAAUCUUGAAACACCUCUUGAACGGCCACUCCUUUCUAAAGGAAAUUAUAUCGAAAAUUAUUCUCCACCUGAAAAAAUUGAUAUACAUCAAUCAGCAUUAGACUCAAUGAAAAGAAAUUAUUUGCCAUCAGUACCAAAAGAUAUAAUUGCAGACGUUAUUGUUAAUUCCAAGUCCCCUUACCAAAAAGAUAUUCAUUUUUCACCAAGUAUCGGCUCUCCAACGUUAGUUCCACUUUCAUCCCCAAUUCUCAAGUCACCAAGUAUUGCUGAUAGAUUUGUUCCAACAAUGCUAAAUGAAGAAUCUACAGGUUCAAAUUCAGCUAUAAUGUCUGCCGAUUCAUCUCGAGCACAAUCACCACUGAUAUUUACGCAGCCUAAAACAACGUUAUCUACUUCUAAAGAAAGAAUUAUGUCUCCACUUGUUACGAAUGAAAGAUCAAUCACUCCAAUUCACGUUCCUCAAACAAGAGGCAAUGGAAAUUAUAAUAUAAGUGGUAUAACAAAAUUAUUCUAUCAUUCUUCUUGGAUUUUGGCAAUUGUUACAUUUUUGGCUUCAUUUUUCGUUGGAGAAGCAAUAUUUGCCACUCCCUUAUUCAUGUUAUUGUUCCUUCUUUUUUAUAUUAUUCGAUCUAUCGAAAUUAAUUCAAAAGCUCGAAAAUUAGUUCAAGCUUCAUAUAAUGUUCCAGAUCCAGCCUUACUCCAGAUUACUUUUAAGCCUGAUAAAGCUAUUCUCAGGAAAGCUGUUACUCUUAUGCAAAGAAAAUAA
Molecule: messenger RNA, 900 nt
Organism: Trichomonas vaginalis G3
Lineage: Eukaryota; Parabasalia; Trichomonadida; Trichomonadidae
Exons: 1
Coding region: 1-900 (299 amino acids)
Source: RefSeq, a predicted model, not a curated record